AUGUUCUUUCAGAAAAUCUUUGGUGCGUUGAGCGUGUGGAGGUGGAUGGCUGAGGGAAUUUUUUACCAGAAAAAAUUAAAAAUUAAGUAUUUGGAGAAGCGAGAGCAAGUGGAGGUGGCGGCAUGGAUCUGCUGGUUCCUCUCGACAGAUUGCAGUACAGGUAAGAGGGCCAGUGAAAUGGGACGCAAAGAUACCAGACAGAGAACAGUUGCCGGGGGCCAGUGCUCUGUAAAGAGCAGGAGGAUAAUUGGAGCCUCAGUUCCGCACAUCCAAGUGCGGCGAGGAUGGGAGCUAAAACUCCUCAUCCUCAGCGGAGCGGGAGAUCUAGCCGCUGCUGGACUGAGUUAA
Auanema sp. JU1783 is the source of this 348-nucleotide messenger RNA. The record is from the annotation of a GenBank genome assembly. NCBI's taxonomy places the organism in Eukaryota, Metazoa, Nematoda, Chromadorea, Rhabditida, Rhabditidae.